Messenger RNA from Aedes aegypti (yellow fever mosquito), 2110 nucleotides. It is a transcript of the gene RabX4, whose product is annotated as ras-related protein Rab-8A. The coding region runs from base 710 to 1369 and encodes 219 amino acids. Gene Ontology annotation, molecular function: GTPase activity; GTP binding. Lineage: Eukaryota; Metazoa; Arthropoda; Insecta; Diptera; Culicidae. The record is from RefSeq and is a predicted model, not a curated record. The transcript is spliced from 5 exons.
UGGCCAUCAGAGCUUAGUCACUCCUGUCUCUCAUUGUCAUCGGUGCGGUUGUCGUCGGAACGGAUUCUCGUUUUCGGACGGCCAAUUCUCAGUUCGUCCAAAAAGUUGGACAACGUUGAGAUUUCGAUGUUUCAGGUUAUUUUUUGAACAAGAAUUCGUCGUUCGGUCGUUUGUGGGUGGAGUCGGUUUUGAUUAAAAUAUCGUUCCUUGUUCAUGUUAGAAGAUGUAAUCGUCUGGUACCAGAAGCAGGAAUAAAAUGAGAUAACUUCGCGAGUGCAUUAUUGAUGAGUGGAAAAUUGUGUCCUCCCAUUUGGUGUACUUCCUGUGUGAAGUGAUUCUGUUCCUUCUGAAAGCUGAAACAAAGAAGCGAAAAGAAGUGUUCUCCGUUCGACAACAGCCAACCCGUGGGCGACCUGCCAAGCUUCGACAAGUGCAAGAAGAAAGUUGGCAAACAGUCAAUCGAUUUUGUAGGAAAAAAAAACCCUUCGUUGAUAAAGCACGACAUCCAUCAGUGAGAUAUCAGGCAAAUAGUGACCCAGGCGAAUGGUGAUUCAAUUAUUCAAGCUGUUUGAAACGAGCUCUUCGCGAGUGGUGCAAAUCUAACAAACAGAUAUAGGAUACAGGAAGCUGUAAAGCCAGCUUUCGCCUAUAAAAGUUCGGACGCGACGAUACUCUCCGAUUCGGGGGAACAAAAGGAACAGGACACAGGAUGGCUUUGGAUUUUGCAGCCACAUACAAGGUGCUGGUGCUAGGCGACUCUAAUGUGGGAAAAACGUGCAUCGUGCAUCGAUACUGCGAUGAAAGAUAUUACGAUACGUACAUUUCCACAAUAGGCAUCGACUUCAAGCAGAAGCUCAUCAACCUAGACGGAGUGCCAAUCAAGCUGCAAAUUUGGGAUACCGCAGGCCAGGAGCGGUUCCGAACGCUGACCACUGCCUACUACCGGGGAGCGAUGGGCAUUCUGCUAAUGUACGACGUCACCAGUUUGGAGUCCUUCAACAACUUGUCCUACUGGCUGCGCAAUAUUCAGGAGAACGCAUCACCGGACGUGGUAAAGGUGCUGGCGGGUAACAAGUGCGAAUGCAACCCACCGCAACGGGCCGUGGAUAAGGAUCGAGGAGACAAGAUCGCUGAAAACUUCGACAUGCCCUUCUUCGAAGUAUCUUGCAAGCAGAACAUCAACAUUGAGGAGGCAUUUCUGACACUGGCCCGCAAAAUCCGCGAACAACGAGAGCACAGGGGUGAAAACUUCGACGAUGGUGAUCGCCAGAAAGGCCUCCAGGACAUGAUCAAGAACGGUCCCGGUUCCAAUGGGUUGGGCCCGUUCACGUUGGGCAAUGGUGGAGAGGGCGGUCGAUGUUCCUGCUAAAGAUUUUGCUCCUCUCGCUUAACCCUUCUGAUCCUAGGAUAAAUGCUGAUUGUUGUUGCCUACUAAGAGGUGUAACGCAGCGAUAAAAAAAGACUCGAAUUUUACCAAGAUUGGUGGAAGCUUAUGUUAAUCUGUAUGAUUGGGCCAAUGGAGGCUAAUCCCACUACACCUAAAUAAAUUUUCAACGUUAUGUUUUACUCAGAUUCCGCCUGGGGGAUUAAGUGAACAUGAACAAGUGCACAAAUUUACAGAUGCGGAACAAGUAUUUUUUUAUAACGAUGGAAUGAUUGUAUGGGGGAUGAUGAUGUAAGCAGUGGAAGAUAAAUUGUGGGGAAUGAGGUAUUACGUAAACGAUACUCAUAUCACUUUAAGUAGCAUGAAUACAAUAAUGAUGAACCCGUUGAGGGAAAUACAGAAUAAUCCAAUUUUAUAUGUUUAGUAUGUUCUCAUUUGGAACUAGAUGUAUUUGUUGUGUUCAAAAACAUAAACUUAUCGCCAUGUAUCGGAGCAGGAUCUCAAAUUUAAUUUUUGAUAUACAUCCAUAACAAACUAUUUGAAUUGCAUUGCAAAUCGUUUCCGUAAUGAGCUAACCUAACAACAGCACUAGACAUGAUCAGGACGAGAAAAAAAACGAUCAACGUCUUUCAGAGCAGCCAUAUUUGCUGGCUUGUUGAUUUCAUAUGUGAAUAUAGAAAAGCCUUGUUCAGAACAUUGUAAACGAAUUAUGCAAGCAUUGCUACU